AUGUCGUUUGGAAAUCGUAGAUCUGAAAUUUCGACUCAUUUGUAUACAUUUUCCAUGGUAAGUUUUUUUUGAAAAUAAAAUUGAAUUUGACAAUUUUUCUGAAACAGUUCGAAAACCGGUUGAUUUGAAAUCAAACUGUAUUUUUAAUGUAACCAAAUUAAUUCUUGUUUUUUUUCAUUUCAGAUCGUUUCGACAAUUUCAACAUUUAUGCAUUUUUUGAUUGAUGGUCCAAUAUCGAUUCAAUUGUUUUCGAGUAUCGUGUUUUCAAUUGUUUUACAUUUCAAAUCAAUAAAUCUGCACAUUUCCGAGCUCAAUUAUAAUUUGCGACGAAAUUUUAUUCCGGUCAGUUGUUUUCUCAAAUGGAAAAAAAAAACCAUUUGAACAUUUCAGACUUUCUCAAUAAUAUUUUCAACAACUUGGUUGGCAUCACUUCGUGCUGCUGUUUUAUCGAUUGAUUCGAGUGCAAAUGAUGUUUCUUUGGUGAAUAACAUGAAAUCAAAAUGAUUAAUUGAUGUGUUUUUCUUUCAGUAUCUCGCAUAUCUCACACUUUUCAUGGCAUUCACCGAAAACCUUCAACAAUUUACCGAAUCAUAUUCUUUCGAUCAUUAUCAUUCGGAAUAUCGUCAAGAAGAUGUCAAUCAAUUUCUGCCAGGUUUACGAAUUGCAGCUGCUGGAUAA
This is a messenger RNA of Caenorhabditis angaria, 678 nucleotides long. Lineage: Eukaryota; Metazoa; Nematoda; Chromadorea; Rhabditida; Rhabditidae. The record is from the annotation of a GenBank genome assembly.